Messenger RNA from Anopheles gambiae (African malaria mosquito), 2944 nucleotides. RefSeq lists its product as uncharacterized. Bases 200 to 2944 code for a protein of 914 amino acids. NCBI's taxonomy places the organism in Eukaryota, Metazoa, Arthropoda, Insecta, Diptera, Culicidae. The transcript has 2 exons. The record is from RefSeq and is a predicted model, not a curated record.
ACGCAGUAACAUUGCAAGACUCGAUCAGAGUACACAUUGAGUGAAUAAAGACGAUUCCAUUCUGAACUAAGGAAUAAAGCAGUUGUGUUUUUCUCAAGAUAUAUUCCCUGCGACAUAUCAUUUUGGCGACGAGGAUUAUUACUGAACCCGGAACCCGAAGCUCACGAGAUUCUGAAGCUAACGAGAAUUAGCGUCAAGGAUGAACAAUGAAAACCUUGAAACCGUUAUCAACCAAAUGGCUCAACUUCUUCAACAGAUGGCUGCUUUUAAAACUAGAAGUCCUGACGAAAUCCUUGAAUCUUUAUCGAAAACCAUCGAGGAGUUUCGUUUCGAUGAAGAAAACAACAUCACUUUUGAAAAAUGGUAUGUACGUUUCAAAGACCUUUUUCAAAACGAUGCCAGCAGUUUGAAUGACGAGGCGAAAGUGCGACUUUUGCUGAGGAAGCUGGAAACGUCCGCUCACAGCCGGUAUGUGAAUUACAUUCUUCCGAAGCAACCGCAUGAAAAUUCGUUUGAAGAAACCGUCAAUAUUCUCAAAAAAAUCUUCGGAAAGCAAUAUUCGGUGUUCCACAAAAGGUACCAGUGCUUGCAGAUAGUGAAAUCUGCAUUAGAAGAUAUCAUCACUUACGGCGGAAGAGUGAAUAAGGCAUGCGAGGAUUCUGAGUUCGAGAAUUUGAAAUUAGACGAUUUCAAAUGUCUAAUUUUCAUUUGCGGACUGCAAGCUCCGGAAUUCUCGGAUAUCAGAGCAAGACUGCUAUCUCGAAUAGAAAACGCGACGCCGGAGGCUAAAGUGAACAUUCAAACACUAAUGGCAGAAUUUCAACGGCUUAUCAAUCUGAAAGCGGAUACAACGAUGAUCGAAAAUCAAUCAAGAUCGAAGCAUUCCGUGCAUGCAGUUUCAGAGAAGAAACCGUAUCGUUUGCCACAGCCUUCCCGAUUCGACAAUUCAAAAGAUCAGCGUCAACCGAAAUCAGAUUCGAAUACUGUCCCUCGUACUCCUUGUUGGCAAUGUGGAAAAAUGCAUUUUGUACGGGAUUGCAAUUUUACAGAUCAUCUCUGCAAAGUGUGCAAAAAUGUAGGCCACAAGGAAGGUUACUGUAAAGCCAUGAGAUCAAAAUCUUCAAACAACAACACAUAUCAAAAGAGUGAGAAGAAUCAAAAUCAAAAUCAAAAGAAAUCUCAGGGAAUUUUCGUUAAUCAUGUCACGAAAAACACUGCUAAAAGGAAAUUUAUCUCUAUCAUAAUCAAUGGCAUAACUACAUCACUCCAACUGGACACCGCAAGUGACAUAACAGUUAUUUCUAAAACAACAUGGCAACAUUUGGGUCAACCGAAACUUUCUCAAGCAUCCAUUGAAGCAUCGAAUGCAUCGGGAGAACAACUCAAGCUUAUCGGUGAAUUCGAAUGCGAGGUUAUCCUUAAUGCGAUUACAGAGAAAUGUGUUUGUUUUGUUACAUCAUCACCAGUCCUAAAUGUUAUAGGUAUAGAUUGGAUAGAUAGGUUUAAUCUAUGGGCAAUUCCCUUCGAUGUACUGUGUAAGAAAGUUUCAUCAGCAUGUCCAAAGGAUCGAAUAGUACAGCUUCAAUCGAAAUAUCCAACAGUUUUCGAUGAUUCGCUUGGACAUUGCACAAAAACGAAGGUGAAACUGUUUCUGAAGCCCAAUGUAAAACCAGUUUUCUGUCCAAAACGACCAGUACCAUUCAAUACUAUCGCUCUUGUGGAUGCGGAACUAUCAAGACUACAAUCACUAGGCAUCAUCACACCAAUAGACUUUUCGGAGUGGGCUGCUCCGAUAGUAGCCAUUCGCAAGCCUAAUGGUAAAGUUCGAAUUUGUGCGGAUUAUUCGACGGGGCUUAACGAAGCUUUAGAGUCAAAUCAUUAUCCUCUACCUACUCCUGAAGAAAUUUUUGCACAGUUGAACGGAAGUGUUGUAUUCAGCAUAGUCGAUUUGUCCGAUGCAUACCUACAAGUAGAAGUAGAAGACGAAUCUAAACACCUUCUUACGAUCAACACACAUAGAGGUCUUUUUCAGUUCAACCGUCUCGCACCGGGAGUCAAAUCAGCACCUGGAGCUUUUCAAAGACUAGUUGACGGUAUGAUUGCUGACAUUCCUGGCGUUAGAACAUUUCUAGAUGAUGCUAUAAUUUUCGGUAAAACUUGGGAGGCACACAAGCAAUCAUUAGACACAUUUCUUCAGCGUUUAAAAGAAUAUGGCUUCCACGUCAAGCUGGAAAAAUGUCAUUUCUAUCAAACUGAAAUUGUCUAUUUGGGGCAUGUGGUAGAUCGCAACGGCAUACGUCCUGACCCAGAGAAGCUGAAAACCAUCGCAUCUAUUCCAGCACCAACGAACAUUUCCGAAUUAAGAUCGUUCUUAGGAGCUGUGAAUUUCUACGGCCGAUUUGUGAGAAACAUGCAUGAACUCAGACACCCGUUAGAUCAAUUGCUAAAGAAGGAUACGAAGUGGAAGUGGAAUUCGGAUUGUCAGACAUCGUUCGAAAAAUUCAAGAAAGUACUGCAAUCUGACUUACUGUUGACACAUUAUGAUCCGAAUCUUCCUAUCAUCGUUGCAGCAGAUGCGUCUAGCACCGGCGUUGGCGCAGUCAUUUUUCAUAAAUUUCCGAACGGAUAUUUGAAAGCCAUUCAACAUGCUUCAAGAACAUUAACGUCUGCAGAACAAGGCUACGGACAACCGGAAAAAGAAGCUCUGGCUCUUACUUAUGGGGUAACCAAAUUUCAUAAGUACUUACUUGGUCGGAAAUUUACUCUUUUAACCGAUCAUAAGCCUUUACUAUCCAUAUUUGGUUCAAAAAAGGGAAUUCCUUUGCACACAGCAAACCGACUCCAACGGUGGGCAUUGAUGUUAUUAAACUACGAUUUUACCAUCGAAUAUGUUUCAACCACCGAGUUUGGGCUCGACGGCGUCCCACAGGUCUUCGACUUCUAA